AUGGCAGGUAUACCGGCAUACACUGAACCAAAAUAUAUAAAAGGAAAUUCUGCUACUCUUGAUAAAAUAUUAGACAUUUAUAGUCUAGGAGUAUUACUCUGGAAAUUACAAACUACAAUUGAAGAUGAACAAUCUAUAAUUAUAAUUGAAGAUGAAAAGACCACAGUUGAAAUAAGCUGA
Molecule: messenger RNA, 180 nt
Organism: Dentiscutata heterogama
Lineage: Eukaryota; Fungi; Glomeromycota; Glomeromycetes; Diversisporales; Gigasporaceae
Source: the annotation of a GenBank genome assembly